This is a messenger RNA of Coniophora puteana RWD-64-598 SS2, 2060 nucleotides long. RefSeq lists its product as uncharacterized. Gene Ontology annotation, biological process: DNA replication; DNA strand elongation involved in DNA replication; nucleotide-excision repair, DNA gap filling. Gene Ontology annotation, cellular component: delta DNA polymerase complex; nucleus. Gene Ontology annotation, molecular function: DNA-directed DNA polymerase activity. The record is from RefSeq and is a predicted model, not a curated record. The annotation marks the transcript as partial. The transcript has 9 exons. Lineage: Eukaryota; Fungi; Basidiomycota; Agaricomycetes; Boletales; Coniophoraceae.
CCAUGUCCUCCGCAGCAGAAGAGUACCUCACCAACCAGAUCUUCGUCAACAAGAAUAUUGUCACCUUUCGAUCGCUCAGUCGCGCGCUCAAGAUCCCUGUGAACCAGGCCAAGAAGGAGCUCACAUCCUUCUAUCAUGGCGGAAACCCCCACUCUGAGACCUUCGCCGUCUAUUGGGUCUCGGGCGAAGCAGAGCCAAUCACCGAUGUUUACACGCCCACGCUUUCUCAGCAACGCAGACCACCAGCUAACGACGAGGAGGACGAAAAGAUGAUGUACGACAAUGACGACGAGCCAAACCCAGUGAUGGUGUCGACGCCGGUGAAGAAGGUUAUGCUGGUGAACGCGGAUGAGCUUGAAGACGUCAAAGCGAGCCUGGUGAAGGUCCACUCCGUUCACGUGUACAGCCUAGCACCAUCACGUAUAAUUGACGGGGACCAUCUAUGUAUGCACCGCCGAAAGAUACGCUCCAUCGACCAGAAAACACCACACGAUGAGAUGGCGUCGACGUUUGGCAUGUGCGUGGGGGCGCACGUCAAGAUUGGGAAUGCCGGUGUCGUGUCCGGCCGUAGCAAGCUGAUCGCCGUGACACCGAAACGCUUAAAGGAACUAGAGGAGGAAAAGGCAAAGAAAGCAAAGGCGGAGGCGAAGGCCAAAGUGAAAGCGGAGAAGGAGGCGAAAGCGGAGAAUGAGGCACAAACGAAGUUGAAGGAGGAGGUGCAAGCGAAGGCUGGCCCAUCGAAGACGAGCGCUGACGGCAAGGAUGAAAGCAAGACGGAGCCCGUCGUAGCAAAAGCCAAGGAUGACGCAAAGGCAAAGGUGAAGGCAAAGGAGCUGGUCAAGGAAGAGGUCAAGGAGAAGAAAGAGAAAGAGAAGCCCAAGACGCUUGGCAAGCUCGAUUGGAGCAAGGCGAAGGAGAAGACGACGAAAUCGACGGCGGAUUUGUCCGCAAAGGACAAGGCGACGGAGGAGAAGGAUAAGGGCAAGACGGAGAAAGUGAAGGAGAAGGAGAAGGAGAAAGUGGUCAAGAGCACAACGGCCCUCAAACGCAAGCUCGCAACCGUUGUCUUGUCCGACUCAGAAGGGGAAGAGCCGGAGAGACCCAAGGCGACAUCAUCGAAACCAGCAGCCAAACGCAACGCGAUCAUUUCGUCCGACGAUGACGAGGAAUCAGACGCCCCACGGAGGCUCACGAAAGGCAAAGGCGGACAAUCGCUCAAAUCCAAAGCCUCUGAACGCAGUCUACGCUCAAUGAUGGACAUCGACGACGACGAAGUAACGAGAGUCACCCAUACGGACAAUGACAUGGACCUAGACGACGAUAACGACGACGACGCUAGCGAAGCCCAGUCCACGCAUGACAUGGACGUCGAAGGCGAUGCUGCUGCGGACGACAUCGACAGCGACGACGACGCGCCCAAGCGGCCGAAGACGAGGAAACCGAAGAAUGUCGUACCUGUCGGCAAGAACGGGCUCAAGAAGCGGCGUGUGGUCAAGAGUCGGAUGACGGAGGACGCAAAAGGAUAUAUGCAGACGGAAGACUAUUCGUCCUAUGAAUCCGUCGACGAGGGAGAGGCGCCCGAACCCGAAAAACCAAAGCCAAAGAAGAAGGCUGCUGCAGCCCCAGCCGCUGCUGUGCCGGAAGAGAAGGUAAAGGAGAAAGAGAAAGAGAAACCUAAAGAGAAGGGGAAGGAUAAGAAAGUCGACACCGACUCAGCAGCUACUGGGUCGAGAGCAGCAACGAAGAGCAAACCUGCCGCUGGAGGUACCUCGAAGGCUACUGCUAAGGGUAAAGCAGCUGCGUCAGCGAAGAAGGGGAGUCUGCUGAACUUCUUUGGGCCUGAUACCAAGGCCAAGAAGUGAUCGAGCGGUUUUUUUUUUGCAUCUGGUGGUCUGACUUGGCCUAUUUGCAUAAAUUUGGCCUCAUAUACCGCAUGUACAUUCACAUCAUGGGCGAAUACAUUGAUAGUCCGGUAUUGGCAUAACAUUCCUUCACUCCGAGACACUACGUCCACUACGGUUAGCUAUACCAUCUAUCCUUGCUGUCUCGGUAUACAUCAG